Molecule: messenger RNA, 937 nt
Organism: Exophiala viscosa
Lineage: Eukaryota; Fungi; Ascomycota; Eurotiomycetes; Chaetothyriales; Herpotrichiellaceae
Exons: 1
Coding region: 246-899 (217 amino acids)
Source: RefSeq, a predicted model, not a curated record
AUCCAGGCGUUCUCCCAGGCCCAAUGGUGGGAAUGUUGCAAUGAUGUCUUACAAGACUGCUAUUUUCACGCAUACAGGACCGUCAGUUGUGUGUUCGCAAUGACUGGGAUUCAUCACUUCAGCAGGUGAUGUUUUAGUAUUAACACUGUGGAGCGGUCAAUGAAGCGACCAUAUCAUUGAAGCUGGUGAUCAUAUCCUGGAUAUGUGAGUCAUCAAUCUGCUCCUGUUUCUCCUUCUCAUCCAGAAUGCUGGAAGUGUGCUUCUGCAAGGGUUACACAAUGUUACUGGAUUCAUCCAUUACGAUCGUCCUAUUGAAUACGCUGCUCCUCAUCCAAGCUAUAUAUUUCCCCCUUCCUGCUCUGCUCAGAGAUCAUCUUGCAGCCUUGAAGGACAUGUUCCGAUACCACAAUAUAUAUAUUCUCAUGUUUCCUUGCCCCCUCAGCAUGUCAAUGAAGCGCUCUCUUCAUCCCCACGGCUCCCGUCUCUCGUCUCUGUUCGAGAUCAACCACCAUCAGCAAGCAGUCGCAGGCAUGUGCCGGCCAUGCUGCAUCCUCCUGACAUACAAUACGUGCAAGCGUAUUGAUCAUGAGUUCAAGGUGUGGCUCACUCCACAGUCCGCUACCAAGGAGACUACACCUUCUGUCACCAUCAGCGAACAAACACGAUCGCGCCCACGAACUUGCAUUCCGACUAACAGCAACAUAAGAUUUGCCGCAAACGAGAUGUCUUCUGUUGUCAUUGACGAGGAAGACGACGGGGUGCCGUCACCAAAAGCCACCACAACAAAGAAGAUCUCCACCCCACGAAAUCGAGACAAAAGAACCCCGACGGCGACAUCCACAGCCAGAAAGCAAAUCUUUGACACGGAGACCGGGAGUUUCGAGAAGCCAAGCGCCUGAAAGGCGGAAUGACAAAACCACGAGCUGGAAUUUGGAUU